AUGAACAGAUUCCACCUUAGAAAUUCCUCAAAAUAUUCCAAACCCAGAUUACCCUUAAGCAUGGAUGCUGAAAAAAAUGGAAAUUCCGAAGCCUCAAGCGACGAAAACGAUCAGCCAGAGAAAUUCAGUGACGAUAACACCGGCAUCGGCCGGUCCUACGAGUGUACUUUCUGCAAGAGAGGCUUCACCAACGCUCAGGCCUUAGGAGGCCACAUGAACAUGCACAGGAAAGAUAAAGCCAAGGGCAAGAAACAACACACUCGUGACUCUUCUUUUUCGAAGAAAUUCAAUGAAGACUCCAUGCUUUCUGGUUAUGUUCCACCAAUUUCAGGCGACCAUGGAAGUUACUUCACAGCUUUUGGAGGGCAGAUGAAUUGUCCUUUGUACUUUCCUCCAUCAAACCCAACCUACCAACAAGUAUACCAUGGAAAUAACUUGGCUGUUCCAAGAUCGAAGCAAUUGAAAUUCAAUGAAGAGAUUGUGGGUGCAAACUUGAGCCUUCGUAUUGGUCCCCCGCACACGGGAGAUUGGAAAAGGAAGAAGAGAGAUGGCAAAGAAGAUGGUGUUGAAAAUGAAGUGGAUUUGGAGCUUCGACUCGGUCAUGACCCAUAA
This is a messenger RNA of Ilex paraguariensis (yerba mate), 612 nucleotides long. Lineage: Eukaryota; Viridiplantae; Streptophyta; Magnoliopsida; Aquifoliales; Aquifoliaceae. The record is from the annotation of a GenBank genome assembly.